Messenger RNA from Colletotrichum gloeosporioides, 270 nucleotides. Its product is annotated as MICOS complex subunit mic10. Lineage: Eukaryota; Fungi; Ascomycota; Sordariomycetes; Glomerellales; Glomerellaceae. The record is from RefSeq and is a predicted model, not a curated record. Gene Ontology annotation, cellular component: mitochondrial inner membrane; MICOS complex; mitochondrion. The transcript has 2 exons. Bases 1 to 270 code for a protein of 89 amino acids.
AUGGCUGAGAAAUCCGUUCCCCCUCCUCCGAGCGCUGUCGCGCGACCCGUCAGUGAGGCACUUCUCAACGAGAAGUGGGACCACUGCCUGUCCAACCUCCUCGUCAAGUCUACCCUCGGCCUCGGCUUCGGCGUCGUCUUCUCAGUUCUCCUGUUCAAGCGCAGAGCGUGGCCUGCGUUCAUCGGUGUUGGUUUCGGAGCGGGACGUGCGUACGAGGAGUGCAACUCUAGCCUGAAGCAGGCCGCCAGGGAGAUCAGGAAGCAGGCAUAG